Messenger RNA from Rhipicephalus microplus (southern cattle tick), 1295 nucleotides. Its product is annotated as selenoprotein M-like. The record is from RefSeq and is a predicted model, not a curated record. NCBI's taxonomy places the organism in Eukaryota, Metazoa, Arthropoda, Arachnida, Ixodida, Ixodidae.
UCUUUUCAAGCCGAGCUGAGUCAGUUUGAAGCUGAACGUACGCGCUUCCAGACGUCCGUUUUUUUGCUGUUAUCGCCGGCGUUGUAGCGAUUUUGCAAACAGACCUUCGCGGCCCAUUCGUGGAGGAGGUUGUGCCGCGGCGUCAGUCACGAUGGUGCGCGGCCUUCUAGCCGUGCUUCUAUGCGCCAGCCUAGUGCUAGGCGAAGAGCAGACAAAACCCACGGAUACCGUGAUCACCCAUGUCCGCGUCGAGAGCUGCGGCGGAUGACGACUGAAUGCCUAUCCCGAGGUGAAACGGUUUGUCUACGACGACAUUCCCGAGUAUCCCAACGCGGAGUUCAAAGUUAUCCAUGGAGCCAAGCCCGAGAUACUCUUCUUGAACGCCGCAGGAGAGGAAGUAGAGCGUCUGAGCCUGGAGCAGCGGAGCCGCGAUGAGUGCAAUCAGCUGCUCACAGAUCGUGGUUUUGUCAGGAAGGUGAAGGAGCCAGAGGAGGAGGAGGAAGAAGACCUCGGAAUCAAGGGCGAGCUCUAGAUGUGACCACAGAACGCACAACUCAACAUGCACCAUUGACCAUCCAUUCAGAUUGUGCCUACUAUACAGCCACUCAGUAUGACGCUCAUUUUCCUCACAUUCUCAAAGCAUUGGGAGUUCGAAAUGUAUUGAAUAGAAAAUACAGUUAAACUGAAAGUCUCCUUAAGGCAAAGGUUGUUACCAUGCUUGCCAUGGGUGUACUUAAGUAUAUACAAUGGCAGGAUUCAAUUUCAUGCUAUACAUUUGUUUGUUGGUUGUUGGCUACAGCCAACACACUGCUUUAGCAGUCUGCACUUUGCUCGUUGUACUUCAGGACUAAUUGACACGAAGUGUCCUAAAAGUAAUAAUUGGCUUGUGUUACAGCAAUGAUAAUCACUUGUGGUUAUCAUUACUGUAACACGUGUUGAAGAAAAGAUUAAGUCUGGGCCUCUUUUAAAAUGAGGGAACCAAAAUGACUAUCAUCGUAAACAGCAUUGGUAAAAUCAUUGAGUCAUUAAAAAGUUGUAUUGCAAGCACAAUUUUCUCAUUCCUGCUGUUGAGAUUUGUUUUGUUCUGCUGACCAUCACAUGUGCAUUAUUUUUUGUUACUUUCACCACCCAGCAAAAGACUUCUUUGUGACCAUUAAUUGGGUCGCCUAAAUGAAGCUGCUGCCGGAAAUUUCCCCGAAAAAACGGCAGUGGCAGAUGUACUGCGUCUGGUUUCUGGUCGUACUGGAGUUCUGGCUGGUCUCGGUGAUGUACAUAAAUAAACAUAUACUUCACAA